Messenger RNA from Aspergillus nidulans FGSC A4, 1227 nucleotides. RefSeq names its product UDP-N-acetylglucosamine--dolichyl-phosphate N-acetylglucosaminephosphotransferase. Gene Ontology annotation, biological process: dolichol-linked oligosaccharide biosynthetic process; aerobic respiration; protein N-linked glycosylation. The coding region runs from base 1 to 1227 and encodes 408 amino acids. Gene Ontology annotation, molecular function: UDP-N-acetylglucosamine-dolichyl-phosphate N-acetylglucosaminephosphotransferase activity; phosphotransferase activity, for other substituted phosphate groups. The transcript is spliced from 5 exons. The record is from RefSeq and is a predicted model, not a curated record. Gene Ontology annotation, cellular component: UDP-N-acetylglucosamine transferase complex; membrane; endoplasmic reticulum. Lineage: Eukaryota; Fungi; Ascomycota; Eurotiomycetes; Eurotiales; Aspergillaceae.
AUGGCUGUUGCUGCAUCAAAUUCCCUCUCCCGUCAAGAGACCUGGAGUCUCUUGUUCCUCGCAGGCGCCUGUCUCGGCGUGCUGGUCAAUACGUUUGAGGGAGAGGGUGCCCCCUUGGUGUCAUCCAUUGCAUUCAGUGGAAUCUCAUUCGCUGUGACCUUCACAAUGAUAAGAUGGCUUGGCCCUGUCUUUAUUCGAGCCGGCUUGAGCGGGAAAGACAUGGCCAAACCAAACCGUCCAGUUAUACCGGAAACUAUGGGCGCCGUCUGUGCGGUAGUGUAUCUCCUGGUACUCAUCUUCUUCAUUCCUUUUGCUUUCUACAAGGACAUCGUGGCAGCCACUUCGGGCGGCGGCAACCGCGAUGUCGUCCUUGAAGUUCACCAUGUGGAAACGGGCCGUAGUCUGCACAGAUUUCCUCAUGAGAAGCUUGCAUCGUACCUUUCCGGUCUCUUGUCACUCCAAUGCAUUGUCAUUCUUGGGAUCGGCGAUGAUCUUCUUGACAUCCGGUGGAGACACAAAGUACUAAUCCCAGCUUUCGGUGCCAUCCCAAUGCUUAUGGUCUACUUUGUGGACUUUGGUGUUACGCAUGUCGUUGUCCCAGUGCCGUUGCGGCCGUACCUCGGCGCCUUCCUUGACCUUGGCCUCUUGUACUACGUCUACAUGGCCGCAGUUGCUAUCUUCUGCCCAAACUCGAUCAACAUGCUAGCGGGAAUCAACGGGGUCGAGGUUGCUCAAUCGCUUGUGAUUGCUGUCUUACUUAUGAUCAACGAUGCGCUGUAUCUGAUUACACCGUCCCGGCACCCUGCAACGGAUUCCCACCUUUUCUCUCUCUAUUUUCUACUACCGUUCGUGGGAGUCUCGUUAGCACUACUGUGCCACAACUGGUAUCCGUCCAAAAUAUUCAAUUUUGUUUACUCAGUGCCGCAGCUUUUUCACAUCAUCCCCUGCCCUAGGCACAGGCUCCCCAAGUUCAACGCAAAGACUGGAUUGGUGGACGCUUCGGUGACUGAAUGGAAUGUUCCUCCUUCGCCCUUGCUCGCCAUGGCUCUAGAGCUACUGCACAGCCUCCGCCUGGCGAGGGUCCGAAAAAAUGAACAAGGCCAGAUUGUCGAAUCAAGCAAUCUGACCAUUCUCAACUUGUGGCUGGUAUGGAUGGGCCCCAUGAGGGAAGAUCGGCUGGCGUUGAGCAUGGUAGCUGUUCAAGCUGAGAACCCUAGCUACCUCUAA